GCAGGGUGAGGAUGCUGUCAGGUUGCCGUGGUUUCAACCUCUCUAUUUCUUGUGGCGACGGGGUUGUGUGUUUGUGUGUGUGUGUGUGUGUGUGGCUGUGUGCAGAGUGUGAGGCAUGAGGCGUGAUUCUUUAAGCAGUGAGUAUAUAAGACGGAAGGACGGAGAGAAGGAAGAGACGAAGGAAGGGAGGAAGGAGGUGUUAAAGGAGGUUGAAGAAAGGAGGGUGACACUGAUGGCGACAGUAGAGAAGACACGUGAAUGAGAUAUUAAACGACACACUGUAGGCAACAGCGAAAAAGGAAUGGGGGGAGUUUGAGUCUCCACUGAUUCUCCGGUCCCCAGGAGAGUCAUGAGGUCUCAGGAGGAGGCGUCUUCCUUCAGGAGGUUUUUUCAGUAUGUGGAGGACAGUGGCCUUAGAACAUAUGACAAUCUGGUUAUCCAAAAUGCCUCGGACAUCGCUAGAGAGAGCGACCGGAUCCGCAACCAGAAUAACUGGACUUACAUGCAGGAAAAACACCAGAAGAAGAGACGACAGGAAGAGGCCAUCAAAAGGAUUGGUGAGGAUGUAGCCAUGGCAACAGACGGGGCAUAUUCUGGAAAACAUUUCAGGAUGGGUUUCAUGACAAUGCCGGCACCGCAGGAUCGUCUGCCACCUCCAAGUCAGGGCUUCACCGUUCGAUCACAGUCCCUCCACUCUGUGGGCGUAGAUGAUGACUCCAAUAUAAACCGUAAACAGCCCCCACCCAAACCAAAGCGAGACCCCAACACCAAACUGAGCAGCAGCUCUGAGAUGGUGAACGCAGGCCCUGGAGUACCAAAGACAGAUAUUGAAGAGACCAGAGACACCUCAGAGCCGGCCGAAGCUGGAUGUCAUCUCUGCAGUGAAGACUACAAGAAGAUGCCUCCACCUAAACCCAAAAGAAACCCAAACACUCAGCUCAGCACCUCCUUUGAUGAAUCUUACAUCCAUAACCAUAGCAACAGGAAGUCUUCUUUGCGAUGUGAUAAAUCUUCGGCCCAGAGUCCAGCAUCGAGGGACACGGAGGAUGAGGAGCCCGUCUACAUUGAGAUGGUGGGGAACAUCCCACGAGACCUGAAAGGUCCAGAAGCUGUGGAGGACGAGCAGAGCGAGGCUGUGUACGAGGAGAUGAAGUAUCCCAUACUUGAGGACUUCCUGCAGGAUGCCCACUCCACCAUAAUAGAUCUUGAAGCCUGGACGUCCCGCGGAUCCAUCUGCGAUAUCCCGCCACCUUUUCCCAACCUCCUGACUCACCGCCCACCGCUGCUCGUCUUCCCCCCCCUUCCUGCUCAGUGCUCCCCAAAUUCUGACGAGUCCCCUCUCACCCCUCUAGAGGUCACACGGCUGCCCAUGAUGGAAAAUUCCUCCUACUCCAAGUCAGGUGGUGUUGAACAAUCUCAGAGCUCCACACACCAUCGCAAGGAGCGGGAACGAGAACGAGGCAGAGACCGGGACCUGGCCUCAACAAACACAAUAACCUCCUCCGGCCGCUCAUCAGCUCCGCCUCUCCCCUCCAAUCUCUACAAGUCCUCUGGUUCCGCCCACAGUGGGCAUGGUUACCCCCGCAGCCAAUCAGCAUGUCCUUCUCCAGUCAGCAUGGGUCGCUCUCUGACUCCCUUAAGCUUGAAGAGACCUCCACCAUAUGACACUCUGAUGGCAGGAGGAAGUAUGCCCCGGUCUUCCUCUUCGUCGUCCUCAUCCUCACACAGGGCUGGGGAGGCCGGCGCCAAGCUGAGUAACUCCUCUUCUACCCACGGCUCCAUGCAGAAUGUAUCAAUGAGGUCACAGACACCCACAAGCCCAUUGGAGGAACUCAACAACCUGUUUACCUCAGGUAGACAUGUGAUGAAGAAAGUGACAGGAAGCAAGAAGACUAGAGGAAGUGAAGGAGACUGCAGGUCUCUGCCAAGACACGGCAGCAAAGACAGAGAACGGCAGUCCAGUCCACUUCCAAGCAGGAUGGGGAGGUCAUCUGUGAGCCCCACUAUGAUGCUGUCAGGAGGAGCGGGAGGAGGAGAAUCUGCAGAAUCCAAGUUGGUGUGUAAACUUGGCCGUUCAGCUUCAACGUCAGGAGUUCCUUCGCCAGGGGGGACGCCGCAUCGUCACCUGUAUGAGCUGCAUCACCCUGCCCUCAGCCAGAUGCCUUGGCUCAGCGGAGACACAACCAUGAUGGAGAUGAUUGAGAAGAAACAGGUUUUAUGUCGAGAGAUUAAAGCUCGUCAGCGUCCUGAGAAGAAUCUGUGUAAACAGGACAGCAUGCCCAUCCUGCCCAGCUGGAAGAGAAAGCAGCCGCCGCCCUACGGCGCCGUCACCGGACAGACGGCAGCAGUGUUCUGGGACACGGCCAUCUGAAAACAGCACACACAAUAAGAUACUUCUUCCACUAAGAUGUCAAUGUGGCCAAUAGAAAUGAUUUUCUAUUGAUCCGCUCACAUGAAAUGACCCCAUCAGGCCAGAUGACUUUCUCUCGUGCCGUCAUUUUGCUCCUGUGGUGUUUCCUUGUUGUCACUGUUUCAUCUUUUCUUUUCGUGGCUCUUCAAAAGAACAACACACAAGAAGUCAUGUUUAUUUUUGGAAUGUGCUGAGUACACGUCCACAGAAUCCUCCCGUGAACUGAGUCUAUUUCAGAAUAUUCUGUUUGGAUGAGUCCUAUCAAAGACUUGGUGUGCAUGUAAACGUAGCCAUUGAUGGUGGUAAUGAUGAUGAUGAUGAUAAAUAUGAUGAUGAAUAUGAAGGCAUCAGGACAGAUUAACAGCUUGUUUAUGCUACAAGCUGCUGUUUUGUUUAAUUGACAGUAUCUGCUGACCCUUCACUGCCGUCAAUCAGCUGUACAGUCCAUAAAAUUUAAUCAAAUUUACAAACAUCUGUUAACGAAAGUUAAGCCUAACCCGUAUCACUGCAAGCUGUGGGCAUUUAUACAUGAAUAAAGUUGUUAAAUUUAAAGGUAUAAAGCCUAUAUUACAUAUUACUGGACCUUCAAUUAUUAAUUAAUCAAGUGUGACACUAAGAAAGAAAAUAAAGCAGAGAACAUUGAGAGAAGUAAAGAAGUUAACCAAAUAUCUCUAAAAUGAACAGAUGAACAUCAUUUCUACAAAUUCAUUAUUCAAAUAAAUCAAUAUUUAAAACUCUA
Molecule: messenger RNA, 3149 nt
Organism: Pungitius pungitius (ninespine stickleback)
Lineage: Eukaryota; Metazoa; Chordata; Actinopteri; Perciformes; Gasterosteidae
Gene: nyap2a
Product: neuronal tyrosine-phosphorylated phosphoinositide-3-kinase adaptor 2a
Exons: 8
Coding region: 350-2371 (673 amino acids)
Biological process (GO): phosphatidylinositol 3-kinase/protein kinase B signal transduction; neuron projection morphogenesis
Source: RefSeq, a predicted model, not a curated record